Molecule: messenger RNA, 4718 nt
Organism: Varanus komodoensis (Komodo dragon)
Lineage: Eukaryota; Metazoa; Chordata; Lepidosauria; Squamata; Varanidae
Product: sodium- and chloride-dependent GABA transporter 2-like
Exons: 15
Coding region: 2578-4395 (605 amino acids)
Biological process (GO): neurotransmitter transport; sodium ion transmembrane transport
Cellular component (GO): plasma membrane
Molecular function (GO): gamma-aminobutyric acid:sodium:chloride symporter activity
Source: RefSeq, a predicted model, not a curated record
AAUUAAUAUCAAUACCUAGCAUAGAAAAGCACACCAGGCUUUGCAGGCUUCCUGAGAUGACUUGUCUGCCAAGGAAACCCUCUGUCCGCCAUGGAGCCCACGCCUGUUGCAGAAGAUUCUGGGGGCACCUGCUCGGAUGUACACUCGGUUUAUAUGGGAGACUGGCCAGGCUUGUUGGGUCAAGCUGGGUCACCCAGCUUGAGCUGAAAGUGUCCUCUAAAGCGUCCUCUACUAGCCCUGACACUAGUGUUGGUAUCCCAGUGGCCUGCUUAAUAAACUUUUGUUUUACAUGGAGUUUAACAAUCAUAUUUAAAAAAAAACUCUUCAAUGCCAGCUUCACCAUCAAAACUAGUGCUGCAUUAUGAAAAAACUGGGGCCUUAGGCCAGAGGUGGGUCCAAUUAAUCUGACCCCAGCAUGCUCUUCUAUGAAAUCAUCCUGGUCAAUCUAGAUCUGUUUAGAAUCCAGCCUUGGUCAAGCCAAUCUUCGUGUCUGUCAACAGGACCAAGAACAGAUGCCCUGGUGGUUCUGCAACCUUUAUGCAGUUCUCCACUGGUCUGUGGACCACAGUUUGGGAAGCUCUGAUGCAGAAGAUGCCUUAAAUCUUUACUGUGGCUGUGUUGAAAGGCAAGAGAGGUAGGGGGGCAGCCUCUAACUCUAGCCCUGCCCAAGAUCGUGGCUGGAAGCCAUGAAUCCAAAGGCUUGUGCACACUGGCAUCCCAGCAGGAACAUUGCAGAAUGAUGGACCCUGACAGUGCACCAGAACUGCUGCCCUGGAAUUUCAGUUGACAUUAUUUGAUGCAAGUGUAAAUGUCAAGGAUGAGUGAGAAUAUCCACUGCAGAGCAGGAAUGAGUAGGCCAUGUGCAUCGGGGCAGGACUGAUGUGGAUUUAGUCUCGGAAAGUAGUAUAAUUAAAUCCUGGAACUCAUAAGUACAAAGCUGUGGAAGGUAUGGCUUUAUGGAAUGAAAGAGGUUAGGACUUCACUCAGUGAGACCCGCUUCUGAAUUAAAAAAAACUUAGAAUCAGACUUCAGGUCUUUUUGAGCUCUUCUUGGUCCUUAAGAGUACAGUUUGUAAUUCUGGAGUGACCUCACUGACAAUAUGAAUAGCAUUAAUAGUAACACUUGUAUUAUUUUAACACUGCCUUUUAAACCAUCGUGGAAGAAUUGUACUUUACAAAAUAAAGUAAAAACUAGACUUAUUGAUUUAGCUUCUUGCCAAUAUGUGUCUAGUCAAAAUAAAUCUCAUUAAGUCUAAAACUCUUUUCCAGAUAAAUGAACAUAGAAUUGCAGCCAGAGUUAAAGUCUUGUUGCUUUCAGUGGGGAAGUAUGCUUAUGCAGACAAUUUUUUGUUGAAAUAAACAGGACUUGAAAGGGCUUAAUUUUGUAUUGUGCCUGUUCCUAUCUAUUAAACAAAUAACGGUAUUAUGUAAAAAGAUAUACAAACUACCAAACUGAAGCUGGAUUACUCUGCAGAAAGAGAUUUGGAAAGUGCAUUGAAAAAUUACCCUCCAUGUGCAACCAUCUCUGCCAAAAUUUGCAGCCAGUUUUCAGAAACUAGAUUGAUCCCUGUCCUUGGAUGGUGCUACUAUGGCUGCCAUGAUAGAAUACCACCGGUGCAGUGGUGCAUCUGAAAGUGGGGACCUAUUUCACAAACAUUUUCAUCCCUUCAAGCGCACAUAAUUUUCAUAUUAUUUGUUUAUUUGCAACUCAUCCCAAUCCAGCUGGGGAUGUGCAUUCAAAUGCGUAUCUAGAUAUCCUGCUACAUCCCUCUUCCGCCUCAUCUGGUCCUGCACAGUUCUCAUUGUCAGAACCAGCACAGAAGUUUUUGCAGAACAAAGCAACUUUAGGAAAAUGGACAAUAAAGGUACUUUGUGAAUUAGCCCAGAAGCAUAGGAACUGGGGGUGAAUUCUUUCUUCUCAUCCUCUACCACCUAGCAGAUGAGGAGAUAGGCUUAGGUGCUAAAUGGCAGAAUUAGUUUGGAUUGGAUUUUAAUUUAUAUAUUGCCUUUUCGCAAUAACAAUCAUGUUCCAGGCAACCUACAAUAUGUAAAAGAUAACAGAAAUGCAUUGAAAUGCAUAUGGAUUCUUUGCAGAAGAGCGUCAGCAAAAUACACUUCAUCAUCAAAAGGCAAUAAUUAACUGAAUUUGUUUCUUUUUUUAAAAAAAACUGAAGCUCAAAACGCUGGUGCGAUAUUAAAAUCUAACCAAGCUAACUGAAAGUUAGCCCAGUAAUGAGAAUCUUCAGAAAACCAAUAACUGGGUUUGGGAAACCACCUCUCAUCCAAGUUGCCCCUUCCCCUCUCCCCAAUCUCUCUUGGGGUAAUCCGAUGCUCCUCUCACCAGGUAUGUUCUCAGGGUUAACCAGUUAGUGCUUCCUUGCCAGGACUAAAUCCAAUGUCUCCCUCAGCCUUUGCUCCAUUACAGCCAGCCUGUCUCCUUCCCUCCUGUGCAGCUCCUUCCAGGAUCAGCUUCCUUUGGAUGACUUCUGGGACUGAGGCAUGGAUAAGCUUGAAUUUUCAUUGUUGUGAGCAAUAACAUUGCGGGGGAGAAAGACAGCCCUGUUCCUUUGAAGGUGGAAUGGAUUACAGUGUCCCUGGGGCAGUUAUCAACGGAGAAGUACCUGCACAGCCUGUUGGGCAAAAGAAGAAGCAAAAAGAAGCAACAAAUGAAACAUUAGAGCGAGACCAUUGGAACAACAAGCUGGAAUAUGUGCUGUCCGUGGCUGGGGAAAUCAUUGGUUUAGGGAAUGUCUGGCGUUUCCCUUAUCUCUGUUACAAGAAUGGUGGUGGUGCCUUCUUCAUACCCUACCUCAUCUUCCUUUUCACCUGUGGGAUCCCAGUGUUCUUUCUAGAGACAGCACUUGGGCAGUAUACCAGCCAGGGAGGGGUUACUUCCUGGCGGAGGUUGUGCCCUCUGUUUGAAGGAAUUGGUUAUGCUUCCCAGGUUAUCGUUGUACUGCUUAAUUUCUAUUACAUCAUUGUCCUCGCUUGGGCCUUGUUUUACCUCUUCAGUUCGUUCACCAUAAAUCUUCCAUGGGGCAGUUGUGACCAUGAUUGGAACACAGAGAACUGUGUGGAAUUCCAGAAGGCAAAUUCUUCUCUAAACAUAACGGGGGAAAAUGCCACCUCACCUGUCAUUGAGUUCUGGGAGAGGAGAGUCCUAAAGAUUUCUGAUGGCAUAGAACAUCUGGGCACCAUCCGAUGGGAGCUGGCGCUCUGCCUCCUCCUUGCCUGGAUCAUCUGCUACUUCUGCAUCUGGAAGGGAGUCAAGUCCACUGGCAAGGUGGUGUAUUUUACUGCCACGUUUCCAUACCUCAUGCUGGUAGUUCUACUGAUCCGGGGAGUCUCCUUGCCUGGGGCAUCGAAAGGGAUCCUUUUCUACCUUUACCCAGACCUCACUCGACUCAGCGAUCCCCAGGUAUGGAUGGAUGCAGGCACUCAAAUCUUCUUCUCUUAUGCCAUUUGUCUGGGAUGCCUGACGGCUUUGGGCAGCUACAACAAGUAUCACAACAAUUGCUACAGGGAUUGCAUCGCUCUAUGUUUUCUGAACAGUGGCACAAGUUUCGUGGCUGGUUUUGCCAUCUUUUCCAUCCUGGGCUUCAUGUCCCAAGAACAAGGAGUGCCUAUUUCUGAGGUAGCUGAGUCAGGACCUGGCCUGGCAUUCAUCGCAUAUCCCCGAGCUGUUGUCAUGCUGCCUUUCUCUCCAUUAUGGGCCUGCUUCUUCUUUGUCAUGGUCGUGCUGCUGGGCUUGGACAGCCAGUUUGUCUGUGUGGAGAGCCUGGUGACUGCCAUAGUUGACAUGUAUCCUGGGAUUUUCCGGAAGAAGAACCGCCGAGAAAUGUUAAUCCUUCUGGUCUCCAUCCUCUCAUAUCUCGUAGGACUAGUCAUGAUCACAGAGGGUGGGAUGUAUGUCUUCCAGCUGUUUGACUACUACGCGGCUAGUGGGAUGUGCCUGCUCUUUGUUGCCAUUUUUGAAACCCUGUGCAUUGGCUGGGUAUAUGGUGCUGACCGUUUCUAUGAUAACAUUGCAGACAUGAUUGGCUACCGGCCCUGGUCUGUCAUCAAAUACUGCUGGUUAUUCAUCACCCCAGCUGUCUGCCUGGCAACAUUUCUCUUUUCUCUCAUUAAAUACACUCCACUGUCAUACAACAAGAAGUACGUGUACCCCUGGUGGGGGGACACCGUGGGCUGGUUGCUGGCACUCUCCUCCAUGAUUUGCAUCCCGCUCUGGAUUGUCUACAAGCUUUCCACCAUUAAGGGAUCCCUGAGAGAGAGAUUCCACCAGCUUGUCUGUCCAGAUGAAGACUUGCCCCAGAGGAUGUGUCCAGGUCACCAGCCCUUUGCUGCUGCUGCAACCGGGCUCCUCAUGUUGACGGAGUUGGAUUCUCACUGCUAGGGGGAGGCCCAACCCUCUGUGUUGGACAGUCCUGGACUUUGCCCGCGGCCAAGGAGAGAGGGACCAGACCAGAGAGCGGCUUCCCCUUCCCCCCUCCAAAGGAUCAGUGGUGGCUGCCAGGGAAAGAGAGCAGGCCCUGGUGCUUUGCCUUCUGUCUGGCAGCAGAUUUUCAGGAGAUGAUUCAAACCAAAAUGUUCCCCUACGAGCUUUUCUGGGAGUGCCACAGGAAGGACUUGCCCUGGGAUGGAAAUGCAUCCCAUGAUUGUGGAAGAGUUAACCUUGCGCGGGUUUUAGGGAGUGCCCCAUUCCAUCUAUAAAAUCGU